AUGGAAGCACUCGACCCUGCAUCGAGUCUACAUGCUGUUGCGUCUGACACGCUCCUCAUUCCUUCUUGUGCCGGUGCGCAGAAAGUCACGACUAGGUACCAGCGAAGGACACAAGCACAAUAUCUACUGUUGUUUGUCGCCGGCCUACUCGGCUUUUACAAGUCCCAAAGCAACUUCAUUCGUGUUCUCAGUCUCUCUUGCAUUUUUCCUGGUACCGGGUUCCUAGCCGUAGGCGGUAUUAUCGGUGCGACUGGAUUUGUUCUUACUCUACUUGUCCUGCCUCUCAGCCUCUUCGCAUGGUUCGGAGCUGGAGGUCUUGUCUUUGUCCUGGCGAAUUGGAUUGUUCCCGGCAUCGCUGCUGCAGCAGUUGUUGGUGACUCGGUUGCCAACCAACCUAUGGAUGAUUGGGCCAACUUUACCCGCAUCGACCAGUUCCAAACAUCGGCUCUGCGAUAUCAGCUUUAUGAUGUACAGUAUACUCUUGCCGCUGUCCAGAAGUUCUAUAUGCCUAAUUUCCACGGAUACAUCAAAGCAGCACAAGAAAACGUCAUUGAAAAAAGCACUACCAAGGAUGUCAUGAAUUAUUGGAAAUGGGAGUCUCUGUGGGGUAAAUUCACCUUGCCUAAUUGGAUCUACUCCGCGUGUAACCUCAUUGGCAUGGAAGGUGCUAUAGCAUAUGAUUCGUAUCAAAAGACUGGUCGAGUCGCUACUUUACUUGAUGGCGACUAUCAGCGAGGCUUUGAGGAGGAUUUCACCGACCCAGACGGAAGUAUUGUUCCCCUCCGUUCGGCCAUAACCGGCUUCUCUAUUCCUGGCCUCGCAGGUGUACUGGGAGAUGCUGGGAGCGCACUCCAUUGCUCCGCAGGAAUGCCACACAUUGCUCGCCGCUUGUGGCACCUUUCCCGUGCAAGUGUCGUGCGCAAGGACGAAAAAGGAAGGUUUAUGCUCGAAAACUUAGGUAUGCUUAACAUCACAGCUUCAUGA
This is a messenger RNA of Bipolaris maydis ATCC 48331, 984 nucleotides long. Lineage: Eukaryota; Fungi; Ascomycota; Dothideomycetes; Pleosporales; Pleosporaceae. The record is from RefSeq and is a predicted model, not a curated record.